AUGUCACGCGCGCUAUUUUUGCAUAUCGCGAAUACAUUGGCGGACCGGGAAGAGUACUUUAGAGAAGGGUUCGACGCUGUUGGCCGUCCUAGCCACACGACGCUCCAGGAAUGUACAGCAGCGAUCCGUCAGCUCGCUACUGGACAAACGGUGGAUUCGUUCGACGAAUACCUGCACGUUGGAGAAUCCACUGGAAGACUUUGUUUGAUGAACUUCUGCAAAGGCGUCCGGGCAGCCUUCCCCGACGAAUUUCUGAGGAAGCCAACCACCGCAGAUUGUCAGUUUUUGUUCCAACUUCACGAACAUGUGCACGGAUUCCCCGGGAUGCUCGGGAGCGUCGAUUGCAUGUAUUGGCAAUGGAAGAAUUGUCAUGUGGCGUGGAGGGGGUCAUACACGAGCGACCACAAAGGCACCCACCCCACCGUUAUACUCGAGGCCGUCGCCGACUACCGGCUAUGGAUUUGGCAUGAGUAUUUCAGGGUCCCCGGCUCGAACAACGACGUCAACGUGCUCAACAAUUUCGACCUCUUCGGCGAAGUUCUGAAUGGUAAAGCGUCGGCCAUCAACUUCAUCGCUAAUAAUCGCCAGUAUAAAAUGGGGUACUAUCUUGCCGACGGCAUCUAUCCGAAGUGGCCAACCUUCGUAAAGACGUUCAACAGGCCUGCGAACGAAGCAAGGAUGUGGAGAGAGCGUUCGAGGUUCUCCAAGCUCGAUUUAACAUUAUCAAAGCUCCGGCUCUUAAUUUAG
Messenger RNA from Salvia hispanica, 747 nucleotides. The record is from RefSeq and is a predicted model, not a curated record. Lineage: Eukaryota; Viridiplantae; Streptophyta; Magnoliopsida; Lamiales; Lamiaceae.